AAUGGCGGCUAAAGAUUGAACGUUGAAGGCUCUAUAUUCAGCUUCAGCCUUCGUAGUCUUGCCAUUGGCAGUUUGAAUUGAAGAAGUUUCCGGAAUGCAGUUUAAACUUGAGUGAGUUAUGUUCAUUAUGUUUCGUUUUCUUUGUAGAACAACAAGAAAAGUAAUUGCUGAAGGGGAUAGGGAUAGGGAUUUAGCUCUGAAUCUCACAACUACUCAACUGGGUUUUUCUCAAAAUAAGAUUUUCCCUCUUAGGUUUCUUUCAUCAUCUUCGCAUGUAGGGAAGAGAGCGUUAAAAACUGAACAAAGUGAACAGGAAGAGUCUUUGACUCUUUCAUACUUGAUAAACUCAUGUGGGUUGUCUUUAAAAUGUGCUGUUUCUGCUUCUAAGUUGAUUCAAUUGAAGAACACUGAAAGAGCGGACUCAGUCCUUAGGUUUCUCAGCGACCAUGGUUUCAUUGAAACCCAGAUCUCUAAAGUUGUGAAAGGAUGCCCACGAGUCAUUUCAUUUGAUCCUGAAAAGACACUUUCUCCCAAGAUUGAGUUUUUCCGUUCUAUGGGAGUUUCAAGGGAUGAGGUAGCGGAGAUUAUAGCUAGGACUCCACCAUUGUUAUCUAGGAGUUUAAAGAAUCAUCUCAUCCCCAAUUACAAUUUCCUCAAGAAUGUUGUCAUUGAUGACAAAAAAGUUGUUACAGUUUUGAAGCGCAUGGGACGGGGACUUUUACAGGAUUUAAGGAGUAAAAAUCUUGGUCCAAAUAUAGCUCUUUUGAAAGAUAUUGGUGUGCCUCACUCUGGUAUUAUCUUUUUGGUGACUAAUACAUCAAGCGCAGCACGUUCCAAACAUUCUAAAUUUUGCAGGAUUGUCGAUAAGGUUAAGGAAAUGGGAUUCGAUCCUACCCAAAUUGUGUUUGUUAUGGCAGUUGGAGUAAUUAGCCAAUUGAAGGAAUCGGUUUGGGAAUCUAAGUUUGAGGUUUAUAGGAGGUGGGGUUGGUCCGAGGAUGAGACUCGUGCUGCUUUUAGAAAGCAUCCAUACUGUAUGCUGAUAUCUGAGGAGAAGAUUACAAGAGGUAUGGACUUCCUUGUGAACAGAAUGGGUUGGCUGUCGCGAGAUAUUUCCAAAUGGCCAGAAGGUCUCUUCUUCAGCUUAGAGAAGAGGAUUGCUCCAAGGUGUUUUGUUAUUCAGCAUCUGCUAUCCAAAGGAUUGAUCAGAGAAGAUAUAUCUCCAACCGCUUACUUAAAACUUACGGAAGGUAAAUUUAUGGAUAUGUAUAUAACUCGAUUUCAUGAAAAGGUUCCUCAGUUGUUGGAUGUGUAUGAAGGAAAAAUUGAUUUCCUGGAUGUGAAUCCUGAAUUUCAGAGGUCUGUGAAAUGAAAGAGUCACAUAAAACUUUCUCUUUGCUUGGUAGUGUCAAAAAGUUG
Messenger RNA from Pistacia vera, 1416 nucleotides. RefSeq names its product transcription termination factor MTERF6, chloroplastic/mitochondrial-like. The transcript has a single exon. Gene Ontology annotation, biological process: chloroplast organization; regulation of DNA-templated transcription. Gene Ontology annotation, molecular function: double-stranded DNA binding. Bases 119 to 1369 code for a protein of 416 amino acids. Gene Ontology annotation, cellular component: chloroplast. The record is from RefSeq and is a predicted model, not a curated record. Lineage: Eukaryota; Viridiplantae; Streptophyta; Magnoliopsida; Sapindales; Anacardiaceae.